Molecule: messenger RNA, 5805 nt
Organism: Anolis carolinensis (green anole)
Lineage: Eukaryota; Metazoa; Chordata; Lepidosauria; Squamata; Anolidae
Product: arylacetamide deacetylase-like 4
Exons: 4
Coding region: 1392-2885 (497 amino acids)
Molecular function (GO): lipase activity
Source: RefSeq, a predicted model, not a curated record
AUUUACUUACAUAUUUAUAUUCCACCCUUCUUUCUCACCCUGAAAGGGACUCAGGGCAGAUCGCAAUACACAUAGACAUGGCAAACAUUCAAUGCCAUAUGAUAUACGACAUAUAGACAGACACAAAGGCAAUUUAACAUUUUCCAGCUUCCGGUUUCAUGAGGGUAUGCUCGAUUCCAGCCACAAGGGGGAGCUGCCACUUGUGACACUGAUUCCUUGAUGGAGUACUUCCUCAUUCCUUUUCACAUGCUGCUGGACGUUUUUAUGGUGUUGUAAAUUAGUUAAAUUGCCCUCCCCACAUAAAGCAGUUCCUAAAUUUCCUACUUGACAGAUAAAACUAUCUUUAGGGUUGCUUAGGUCAACAGCGAGCUAGGUUAUUAAUGUUCGGGAGAUCAAUCCAACCCGGGCUUCGAUCUCAUGACCUCUCUCAGUCAGUGGUGAUUUAUUGCAGCUGGCUUCUAACCAGCUGUGCCACAGUCCACACAAUGUAAUGCACAAUAGGACUGUGCAGAAGUCGUAUUAUUUUUGUAAGAUCUGUACAUAUGAGACAAUAUUAAGAAACACAAUUUUUUCCAGCAUUUCACAGAUGGGACUUCUACAUUUUGGGGAAUCUUAUCGGGAUGUCAUGAUAAUCGAAUACUUCCUGCAUUUGGAAGAGCUGCAGAAGGAGAGCUUGACGGAGGUGGGGCUGAAGCAUCAUCUUAUCAGUCAUGGAAAUGACUUCUGCAGAUGGAGGCGGCAUUGUUUCCCAAAUAACGCAGAAGGAGGAAAAAUCGGGUGGGGUUUUGAUGAUGCACUGCAAUUGGCAAGGAAAGAGUGUGCUCACUUUGCCGAUAAUGGAGCAAAGCUGCAAACCGGUUCCUCCUCAUCUGCGAAGGAAACGUUUCUGCUCCUGGUUUGAAAGUGUUAUUCCGAUUGGAGGAGGAAUAUGACUGGGAACCCUGCCUAUGGCGGAUUGUGGAUGGACAAUUGUGGUGGUGCCUUCACCAUGGGCGGAUUGUGGAUGGAUGAUUGUGAUGGUGCCUUCACCAUGGGCAUGAUAGUUGUGGUGGAUUGUGGAUAGACUUGUGGUGUCUUCACCAUGGGCAUGAUUGGCAUGAUGGAUUGUGGAUGGACUAUUGUGGUGGUUCCUUCACUGUGGGCAUGAUUGGUAUGGUGGAUUGUGGAUAGACUAUUGUGUCUUCACCAUGGGCAUGAUUGGCAUGGCGGAUUGUGGAUGGAUGGAUGAUUGUGGUGGUGCCUUCACCAUGGGCUGCAGAAACAAGCAAACAAAGCCCACAAUGGAUUUGCUUCCUAGAGUUUUCCUAAGGAGAAAAUAAUCGGGGAAGGAUGAGAGGAUUUGUGACGUAUCUACCUCGUUGGGGCAAGAAACACUUUGGGUCAGUGAAGUGAUGCACCUCACGAUGCGGCUUCUGGAGAUGGAUGUCCUCGUGAUUCGGAUCGAAUCGCUUUGUCACAUGCUUUGGGGGGGAGAAAGUCCUUUUAUCAAUGUCUUCCGUGGGUGGGAAGGGCGUCUUCCUAACGGAUAUCUUUCAUCUCGCUUUCUUUUCCCAACCUGGGAAAGUGUCCCGAGAUAUUGCUCCAGCCACAGCCGCCUUGCAAGUCGGAACAGCUGCCUUCCUCCAGCUGCCGUCCUCGGCUUCGCGGCUGCAGGGAUGGAAGGGCUCUCGGCACUGUGGCUGCUCCUCUACCUGAGCGUUUCUGUCCUCUGUUUCUACUUCGGGAGGGCGGUUCAUUACCUUAGGACCAGGACUCACAUCCCGGCGGAAAUCAACCCAUCAAGGAAACUCCUCGUUUUGACGGUCGGCAUGCAUUUCGCACGUCGAUUGGCGGUGUUUCUGGAAAAGGUGGGCCUCUGUCACCGUUACGAAGCCUGGAGACUCUUCUUCAAAGGCAUCGCUCCGAGGAAGAGUUCGGCGCUGAUCACGAAAGACCUGGAUUUCGACGGGGUGAACGUGAGGGUCUACUGGCCCCGGACGCUGCCUGCUGGGAAUGCGAGAGGAAUGGUGGUCGUUCCCGGAGGGUUUGGGCUGUGCGGAAGUAUCCAGGCAUACGAGAGGAUGAGCCGUUAUAUCGCCCGGGAAAGUAACACCGUGGUUGUGAACGUUGGUUUCCGCCUCGCCCCGGAGCAUCCGUGCCCGGCCCAAAUCCAGGACUGUUGCGUCGCGACCGAACACUUUUUGAAGAACGCGGCGGACUACGGCGUGGACCCGGCCCGUAUCAGCAUCGGGGGGGAGAGCAGCGGGGCCUCGUUUUCGGCGGCCGUGUGCCAGGUCCUGGCGGGAAAGCGGCUCCUCCCAAAACUCCGGGCUCAGAUCCUCUUGUACCCGUAUCUCCAAGCCGUCGAUUUCAACUUGCCGUCGUAUCAGCAGAACGGCUCCGUUCCGCCCUUGUUUCGGAAAUUCACCCUCACGCAUGGCACCAUGUAUCUCACCGGGAAAGCCAUCGACGUGGAAGGAAUUAUCAGUGGAAACCACAUCCCGGAGGAUCUGCGGGCGAAGUACAGCAAGUGGGUGAGCGCGGACCACGUCCCGGACGAGUUCAAGGCCCGGGGCUACCGGCCGGUGGAGCCCGCUCCGUUUUCCAACGAGCAGUACGAGUCGCUGAAGAAAGGCUUGGACAGUCUCUUUUCGCCGCUCCUGGCCGAAGACAACGUCAUCCGCCAGCUCCCGGAGACGCUCCUCGUAACCUCGGAGUACGACAUCCUCCGGGACGACGGGAUUCUGUACCGGAAGCGCCUGCUCGACAACGGCGUGCCGGUCACGUGGCACCACAUCGAGGACGGCGUCCACGGAAUGACGUCCACCAUCGACUUUGGGUUGCUCGAGUUCCCCAACGCGCGGCGUAGUUUGCAACACGUGGUGCUCUUCUUGGAAGGGUUGUAACGUUCAAUAGGCCGACGGUGAGGAAGUCCGGGAAGUCCUGACGGUCCCUCCGUCGGCGUAAAAGGAACGUAGUCGGAGACGUAGUAUUCGGUUAGAUCCAAACAUUAUAACAUGAAAUAGAAAUACCAAGACUGUCAUUCUGGGGAAGUUCAAUGCCAAAUCCUAUCACUCCUGUGUCAUCUUUCUUUCCCUCAUGACGUCCCAGAGGGCCACUUCACCUAGCAAUAGCCAGCCCCUCACCUACUUCACAACGUCUCCUUAGCAACACAGCUCUUUGUGGCUCUUUGCUUCUCUCAUAUCAUACAAGUGUCACUUUUCUUCCCAGGUGAUGUUGUGAAGGGCCACUUCACCUAGCAAUGACCAACCCAGUGACACUGUAAAGGACCACUUCACCUACUUCACAACGUCUCCUUGGCAAUGCGGCUCUCUUUGUGGCACUUUGCUUCUCUCAUAUCAUACAAGUCUCACAUUUCUUCCCAGGUGAUGUUGGUGAAGGGCCACUUCACCUAGCAAUGACCAACUCAGUGACACUGUAAAGGGCCACUUCACCUACUUCACAACGUCUCCUUAGCAACGCGGCUCUCUUUGUGGCUCUUUGCUUCUCUCAUAUCGUACAAGUGUCACUUUUCUUCCCAGGUGAUGUUGGUGAAGGGCCACUUCACCUAGCAAUGACCAACCCAGUGACAGCGCGAAGGGCCACUUCACCUAGCUACGGCCCUUGACGUACAGGCAGGCAGAUUUAUUUCCAUCCCACCUUGAAAUCUUUUGAGUGAGAAGCAAAGCCGCUCGAUAGAUACGGCUCAGCAAGGUGACUGCUUGUGCUCAGCUAAGUUUGCGCAAGUGUGUUGUUGUUAUAGAAACCCUUUGAAGCACGACAACAUGCCUUAAGAAAGAAGAAGAAGAAGAAGAAGAAGAAGAAGAAGAAGAAGAAGAAGAAGAGAGGCCUUUGCUCGUCUCCGUUGCCUGAAACUCAGAAGGGAUUGCGAGCGGGAUCUCUGGAAUGCGCAGCUGUGGGGUGAAUAAUAAAUGAGUCAGGCGUCCAACGACGCUCAGUUACAUCAGUUAUUGCGCAUGUACGGAGUGCCAGUCGUCAAGCUCUGCUCAGCGAAUCUGGCGUCAGUUAUUUUGCGUGUACAGAGCGCCAGAGCAUCCUUACCGCUCAAUACUACGCUAUCAUGGGCGUUGUAGUUUACACUAAUGAGUACGAACUACAACUCUCAUGAUUGCAUUGCAUUGAGCAAGUGGGGUCGACCUAAACAGCCUUAUCCGUUCAUCUGGCAUCAUAUUCCCAUGACGAAUCCUUGCGUACAAGUUAUCUUCACGACCUGAGCCUCAUGCAAAUUUACAAUGCGUUUUUCCUUGAUCCACCUUGUAUGUGGCAACCGGGGUUCCUCGCCCGUUUUAGUCACAACAUUUUUAACUCGAUGGGAGUUUGCGCCUUUCAGCUGUUGCAGCGCAAUCCAAACUAGAGGCGUACUUUGAAAGUAUUUGUAUGUGGUCUUAGUAGCUAACAGGGCUGUGUUAAAGUCAUAUAUGCUUUGGAUGUCAUUAGUAUUUAAUUAGAUUUGUACAUUGGAAUCAUUUGCAUGUGGCCUUAGUAGUUAGUAGGGCUAUGCUAAAGUCGUAUGUGCUUCGGAUGUCGUUAGUAUUUUCAAAUCAUUUGCACGUGGUCUUAGUAGCUAGUAGGGCCGUUCAGAAAGUCGUAUGUACUUCUGAUGUCAUUAGUAUUUCGUUAGAUUUGUACGUACGAAUCAUUUGCAUGUCGUCUUAGUCGCUAGUAGGGCUGUGCUAAAGUUGUAUGUGCUUCGGAUGUCGUUAGUAGUUUCAAAUCAUUUGCAUGUGGUCUUAGUAGCUAGUAGGGCUGUGCAGAAAGUCAUGUGUGCUUCGUAUGUUGUUUGUAUUUUGUUAGAUUCGUACAUAUAAAUCAUUUGCAUGUGGUCUUAGUAGCUAGUAGGGCUGUGCAGAAAGUCGUACGUGCUUCGGAUAUCAUCUGUAUUUCGUUGGAUUCAUACGAAUGAAUCAUUUUUACGUGGUCUUAGUAACUAUGUGCUUCGGAUGUUGUUAAUAUUUUGGUAGAUUUGUACAUGCGAAUCAUUUGCAUGUGGUCUUAGUAGCUAGUAGGGCUGUGCAGAAAGUUAUAUGUGCUUCAGAUGUUAUUAGUAUUUCGUUAGAUUCGUACAUACAAACCAUUUGCGUGUGGUCUUAGUAGCUAGUAGGGCUGUGCAGAAAGUUGUAUGUGCUUCGGAUAUCAUUAUUAUUUCGUUAGAUUCGUAUGUACGAAUCAUUUGCAUGUGGUCUUAGUAGCUAGUAGGGCUGUGCAGAAGGUCAUGUGUGCUUCGGAUGUCAUUAGUAUUUCAUUAGAUUCGUUCAAACAAAUCAUUUGCAUGUGGUCUUAGUAGCUAGUAGGGCUGUGGAGAAAGUUGUAUGUGCUUCGGAUGUCGUUAGUAUUUUUUUAGAUUCAUACAUACGAAUCAUUUGCAUGUGGUCUUAGUAGUUAGUAGGGCUGUGGAGAAAGUUGUAUGUGCUUCGGAUGUCGUUAGUAUUUUGUUAGAUUCAUACAUAUGAAUCAUUUUUACGUGGUCUUAGUAACUAUGUGCUUCGGAUGUUGUUAAUAUUUUGGUAGAUUCGUACAUGCGAAUCAUUUGCAUGUCGUCUUAGUAGCUAGUAGGGCUGUGCAGAAAGUUGUAUGUGCUUCGGAUGUCAUUAGUAUUUCAUUAGAUUCGUACAAACAAAUCAUUUGUAUGUGGUCUUAGUAGCUAGUAGGGCUGUGGAGAAAGUCAUGUGUGCUUCACAUGUUGUUAGUAUUUCGUUAGAUUCGUACAUACAAAUCAUUUCCAUGUCGUCUUAGUAGCUAGUAGGGUUGUGCAAAAAGUCAUAUGUGCUUUGUAUGUCAUUAGUAUUUCAUUAGAUUCGUACAAAC